CUCCGAGCGGAGCCUCGCGCAGACUGUGUUCGCUCGGGCGUUGUGGCGUGGAGGACGGUGGCUCUCGGCCGGAUUGCUGAAUCUUGUUUUUAUUGUUUUAACCGAACGUUUUUUUUUUAAUUAUUAUUCAGAGGUCCUCCUCUCAGUUCUGUUUCGCGGCCCUUCUCAAAGCGAAGACUUGAAUCUUUUCGCUCCGGCUGGAGCUCUUCGGUGUUUGGUUGAAGUAUUCGGAGGGGAAAAAGGUAACAUUCCGUCGGUCCUGCCGGGCCCCUCUCAUGCCAGUGGGGGGCAUCUUCUCUGGACUACAACGGUGAGUGCAUCAGACAGAUGGGCCCACUAUGUGAGAAGCACCACAAAGGUGCACAUGCUUACAGAACUUUGAUAACUCAAACUCCCAAUACCUGAAGAAAUGAAGGCUCUUCCAACAAAGGUCUGAAAAAAACUAGAGAAGAUUUCUGAACUGAAGAAAAUUCUUUUUGUGUGAAAAUAUUUCUCUUUUGUUUGUCAUAUCUGCAAUAAACUGAGUGAUCAAGAUGAGUGCAGAAGGAUACCAGUAUAAAGCGCUUUAUGACUAUAAAAAGGAGAGGGAUGAGGACAUUGACCUGCACGUUGGGGAUAUACUAAUCGUUAGCAAAGGUGCACUCUUAGCCCUGGGCUACAGCGAUGGCUUUGAGGAAAGGCCCCAGGAGAUCGGCUGGCUCCCCGGUUUCAAUGAAACGACACAGGAAAAGGGUGAUUUCCCAGGGACAUAUGUCGAGUACAUUGGGAAGAAGAGAAUCUCUCCCCCUACACCUAAGCCAAGGCCACCCAGACCCUUGCCUAUGGCCCCAGGCCCAGCGAAGUUGGACACGGAUGUCGAACAGGGCGCUUCGCUGCAGGACCUGACGGAGCAGUUCACCCCCCCACAGAUGGCGCCCUUCAUGCUGGUGAAGAUGCUGGAGGCCAUCGAGAGAAAAGGUUUGGAGAGUCCUACCCUCUACAGGACAUUUACAGCCGGCAAUGGACUGGACGUCAGGCAGUGCUUUGAAAGCGAUUCCCCUGCCGCUGAGCUGGAGCAGCUGGACCUGCAGGCCCUGUGUGACGGCCUUCGGAGGUACCUGCUCGACCUGCCCCACCCCAUCAUCCCGGCAGCGGUCUACAGUGACAUGGUGCAUAUUGCUCAAGACGUGCCGAACCCAGAAGAGUGCGGCCAGCUACUGCGCCAGGUUGCCCGUUCACCGCCCGUGCCGCCCCAGUACUGGCUCACCCUCCAUUGCCUCAUCCGCCAUUUCUGCCGCCUGUGCCAGGCAACCACCAAGAACCUGCUCAGUGCUCGCGCCCUGGGCGAAAUCUUCAGCCCUCUACUGUUCAGGCAUCAGGCAGCCAGUUGCGAGCCGAGCCCCGAGACUCACACCAGGAUCAUUGAGGUUUUCAUCACUGCCGAGUGGAACGAGAGUCAGGCGGCUCCCGCCCUGCCUCCUAAACCUCCGAAGCCCACGCCGAGUGCAAACAACGGUAUGAACAACAACAUGGCCCUGCAGGAUGCCGAGUGGUACUGGGGGGACAUCUCCAGAGAGGAGGUGAACGAGAAGCUGAGAGAUACAGCAGACGGUACAUUUUUGGUUCGAGAUGCUUCUACUAAGAUGCAUGGAGACUACACGCUGACACUGAGGAAAGGGGGCAACAACAAGCUUAUCAAAAUCUUCCACCGUGAUGGGAAGUAUGGCUUCUCAGACCCUCUGACUUUCAGCUCUGUGGUGGAGCUCAUAAAUCACUACAGGCAUGAGUCCCUGGCACAAUACAACCCCAAGCUAGAUGUGAAGCUCUUGUAUCCAGUGUCAAAGCACCAGCAGGAUCAGGUGGUUAAGGAGGACAACAUCGAAGCAGUGGGGAAGAAGCUGCAUGAAUACCACCUGCAGUACCAGGAGAAGAACAAAGAGUACGACAGGCUCUAUGAGGAGUACACCAGGACAUCCCAGGAAAUCCAGAUGAAGAGAACAGCCAUCGAAGCCUUCAACGAAACAAUCAAAAUAUUUGAGGAGCAAUGCCAAACGCAGGAGCGGUACAGCAAGGAGUACAUCGAGAAGUUCAAGAGGGAGGGCAACGAGAAGGAGAUCCAGCGAAUCAUGGUAAACUACGAAAAGCUCAAGUCACGUAUCAGUGAAAUCGUGGACAGCAAACGGCGUCUGGAGGAAGACCUGAAGAAACAGGCGGCCGACUACCGAGAGAUCGACAAGAAGAUGAAUAGCAUCAAGCCCGACCUCAUCCAGCUGCGCAAGACCAGAGACCAAUAUCUAAUGUGGCUCACACAGAAGGGGGUACGGCAGAAGAAACUCAACGAGUGGCUAGGAAUCAAAAAUGAAAAUGUGGAAGAUCAGUACUCCACGGUGGAUGACGACGAGGACCUCCCACAUCAUGACGAGCGUUCCUGGAAGCUAGGCAACAUCAACCGAAUCCAGGCGGAGGCUUUGCUUCGGGGAAAGAGAGACGGAACAUUCCUGGUUCGGGACAGCAGCAAGGCUGGCUGCUAUGCCUGCAGUGUGGUUGUCGACGGCGAAGUGAAGCAUUGCGUCAUCAACAAGACGCCUACCGGCUAUGGAUUUGCGGAGCCCUACAACUUGUACAGCUCGCUGAAAGAACUGGUGCUGCACUACCAGCACACGUCGCUUGUACAGCACAAUGACUCUCUGAAUGUCACGCUAGCGUACCCGGUCUAUGCGCACCAGAGGCGAUGAGCGCCGGCAUCAGUGUUGGACUUGCGAUGCGAGACUGAGAGGGCCUCGUGGGAAGAGAUGGCCUCCUUUGGGCCCACGGAAACAUCCGGAAGCGGUCUUGUUCCCUUACCAGGGGAGGACGGACGUCUCAGCGACAGACUCUUAACGAGUGUCGGGUGGUGAAUGUAGUGUCACUUCUCUCAUGCUUUCUGUGGGGGGGGGGGGCAAAUAAAGCACAUUACUGUCCCGACACUACUAAGCUGUCUCCUAGGAGGAAGGCACAGAGGCCUUUUCUUAACGGUGCUUGCUGUUUUCAAAGCUUUACCAGCUGGCAUGUCAAAUGCUGAUAACCCUGGGGUGCUUUGUUUUGUUUUUGUACAGCCCCCACCCACCUGCCCACUUUUUCAUCUUUUUCCAGUGUGCGUGCGUGCGUGACCAAAACUCUCGAUGCAGAACUAUGUCCCAUGUCAGGGCGGACGAGCGUUCGUUGGCAUACCUUGGGUCAGCUGAUAAAUGUAGCAAGAAGGCACUUUUUUUGUAUACGGAAUAUGGACAGUGUUGUGCGCAGAGUUCCCUGUCACAGCGAGAGCAGGAUCCCUGCUUUGUUCUUUUCCUUGGAAGCAUUAUGGCGCAAGCAGGAUGUAUGGACAGGAUUUAAAAUGGACCCGCCAUGUGACUCGUUGUACAUAUUGUGGGGAGAGCAUCAAAGUGAUUAAACCAAUAGUGCAGUACCAAAAAUGUCCAGGUCCUUUUUGGUUUUAAUGCUAUUUCUGCUAUGCAAUUCUGUAUUUCCUGAAAGCUGUUAACUUUUACAUGUGGCUACCCACAGUAUAAGCUUGUUUUAACUUUUUGUCAUGUCCACAUCCAAAAUAUUUUAAGUGUCAAAAUGGUAAGAAAUUGGCUUCAAAAGUUCAAAUAAAGAGACUACAUACUUGAUCAUUUAAUUUUUUGGUGAUUAGUCUGAAGUCCACUGUAUUUUUGUUUUAUUUUUACUUUAAUGUCAUCUUUUCCUAGGCAGAGCCUACUGAGGAUUUAUUUGUAAGCUGCUGAAUUGUCAAUAAAUAUUUCGUUUUGGAAAAGCUG
This is a messenger RNA of Brienomyrus brachyistius, 3776 nucleotides long. It is a transcript of the gene pik3r1, whose product is annotated as phosphoinositide-3-kinase, regulatory subunit 1 (alpha). Gene Ontology annotation, cellular component: phosphatidylinositol 3-kinase complex. Lineage: Eukaryota; Metazoa; Chordata; Actinopteri; Osteoglossiformes; Mormyridae. Gene Ontology annotation, molecular function: protein binding; 1-phosphatidylinositol-3-kinase regulator activity. Gene Ontology annotation, biological process: insulin receptor signaling pathway; phosphatidylinositol phosphate biosynthetic process. The coding region runs from base 534 to 2714 and encodes 726 amino acids. The record is from RefSeq and is a predicted model, not a curated record. The transcript is spliced from 16 exons.